AUGGGUCCGGUUCCCCCCCGGCCGCCAGCCCCGUCUCCGCUUGUUGGGGCGCUCACCGGCUCCCCCGCCUCUUGCCCCGCAGUGCGCCGUCCAGGUGAAGCUGGAGCUGGGACACCGAGCCCAGCUUCCCCAGGCCGAAAAGAGGUAGUGGGGUGUCGCUGGGAUGGGGCUCGGAGGCGGCCCGGGGCGGGCGCGGGCGGUGGGUCUGUGCCCGUCUGCGGGAGAACAAAAGCGGCCGGCGGGGCGGUGCCGGGCUGCCGGGCUCUCCUCGCUGGUUUUGCUAACUCUGCCCCCAGCAAAUCCUUUCUGCCGUGUUUGUGGUGCGGCUGGGUCCGUGUGUCCCCGUACUGCCCGCCAUGGGUCCGGUUCCCCCCCGGCCGCCAGCCCCGUCUCCGCUUGUUGGGGCGCUCACCGGCUCCCCCGCCUCUUGCCCCGCAGUGUGCCGUCCAGGUGAAGCUGGAGCUGGGACACCGAGCCCAGGUCAGGAAGAAACCCACCGUGGAGGGAUUCACCCACGACUGGAUGGUGUUUGUCAGAGGGCCUGAGCACAGCAACAUUCAGCACUUUGUGGAGAAAGUAAUCUUUCACCUGCACGAGAGCUUCCCCAGGCCGAAAAGAGUGUGCAAGGACCCACCCUACAAAGUUGAAGAAUCUGGAUAUGCUGGUUUCAUUUUACCAAUUGAGGUUUACUUCAAAAACAAGGAAGAACCUAAGAAAGUUCGAUUUGACUAUGACUUAUUCCUGCACCUUGAAGGCCACCCACCUGUAAAUCACCUCCGCUGUGAAAAGCUCACAUUCAACAACCCGACAGAGGAAUUCAGAAGAAAGCUGCUAAAGGCAGGAGGGAUGAUGGUAAUGUCAGAUGGCACAUCAUUUUCUUCAGGGCAGAGCCUUCAUCUCCCCAGCCUUCCCAGUAACUCUCUGUCUUUUUCUGAAGUGAAGAAGAAAUCAUCUCAUGGGCCAAAGGACCCAGCUAGGAUUCUGAACAUAAAUAGCAGCAGCAGUAGUAACAGUUUUUCAAAGACCCAGAAGUUAACAAAGGAGCACAAAGAAAAAAUUUGUAAAGACUCAAAAGAACAAAAAAGUGCCUUCAAAGAACCUUCCAGGGAACAUAACAAAUCUUCCAAAGAAUCCUCUAAGAAACCCAAAGAAAACAAACCACUAAAAGAUGAAAAAAUGGUUCCUAAGAUGGCCUUCAAGGAACCCAAACCCAUGUCCAAGGAACCAAAAUCUGAAAACACCCCCAUCCUUACCAUAACGUGUGGGCAACAGCAAGAAAAGAAGACUCUCACAAAAAGGCCCUCUGUGCUGGACACUGAUGAAUCUUCUGCAAGGAAAAGAAAAAAACCCAGCUCGGAUUCAUUAUUUAAAAGUUUUCCUAGUGCCCCACCACUGAUUCUUACUUGUUCAGCUGACAAAAAACAGACAAAAGAUAAAUCUCAGCUCAAGGUGGGGAGAGUCAAAGUUGAAAAUGAUGCACUGGAAAGGAAGACGCCUACUCUGCCACCAUUUGAUGAUAUUCUAGAUCCCAGUGAUUCUGAUAUGGAGGAGAAUGUGUCCUCCAAAUCUGAGUCUGAACAGCCCAGUCCUGCCAGUUCCAGCUCCAGUUCCAGUUCCAGUUUCACACCAUCUCAAAACAACAGACAACAAGGUCCAUUGAGGACUAUAAUGAAAGAUCUGCAUUCAGAUGAUAAUGAAGAUGAAUCAGAUGAAGCAGAUGAGAAGGACAAUGAUUCUGAGUUGGAACAACCUGUAAAUACACGAGGAGGAAGCAGGAGUCGCAGGGUUAGUCUGAGUGAUGGCAGCGACAGUGACAGCAGUUCAGCUUCCUCACCUCUGCGUCAUGAUCCAGCACCACCUGUACUGAAAACCAGCAACAGCCAGAUUUUAGAAGUGAAAACUCCAAUAAAGCAAAACAAAACAGAUAAACAAAUGAAGAAUGGGGAUUGUGAUAAGGCAUAUCUUGAUGAACUAGUAGAGCUCCACAGAAGAUUAAUGACAUUGAGAGAGAGACAUGUACUGCAGCAGAUAGUAAAUCUUAUAGAAGAAACUGGACACUUUCAUAUCACAAAUACAACCUUUGACUUUGAUCUUUGUUCACUGGACAAAACCACAGUCCGUAAACUACAAAGUUACCUGGAAACAUCUGGAACCUCCUGAGGAUUCAGCAUAUGGUUGCGUCAAAAACUGUUCUUUAAAUGACGUAUGCAGAAUGAUGUGACCAAAAUGGAGGGGAAAAAAACAAAAACCUCUUCAUCUUUUAUUUUUCCUUAAAGCCAGUCUCUUGAUAAGGGAGAAAAAGUGACCAGACUCAGAGGACCACUCUUCUCAAGAAGAAAAUGCCCUGGAAGAGUUUUCCUGGAUAGCCUUGAAAAAAACCACAGAAAAAAAAAUACUUGUUCUUAAUGAAUGUGUAUGAUAUCAUGUAUCUCUCUCUGUGGUGUUCAAGUCCACAAGAUGAAUGCAUGUUCAACACACUGCCUUACUACAUAACUGAUCUAUUUAUUAUUGCAUACAUGUAUCCUAAAGUCAAUGAGUCACUGAGUGACACUACCAAUUAUUGGAGGUGGGAUGAUCCCUUGUGUGUUCUUUUGAUGCAGUACUUUCACAAGCCUAGUAACCUUAUUCAUAUUAAAAUGCCACUUCUUGCUAUCUUUCUUUAGUCAAUUAAAACACUACAGUCUUGAUUCCACCUCUGCAGUUCCAGGAAGCAAGAUACAAACUUGGUGACCAAGCAGUGGUCCUAUAUUUCAUUUCCUGUUGACCACAGCAAGUUGGACUGCAAGUCCUUGAUUCUAUCCACUUAUGGAUACUGACCAUGAUUAAAAAGUGCACCAAAUAGGUUCAUACAACUUGCUGUCUAGCCUCAGUGAAUAAACCAAUAAGACUUUUCACAAAAAAUGUUACGUACACUGUCCUGAAUCUGGCAACUCUUGCAGUCUGCAUUCUUGUGUCCAUUUAAAUGUUGCAAAAUUAAAUAUAUAUUAGAGUGAAGGUGUUCUGCAGGAGCUCAUGAUAGAAGAAAAAAUACUGGUCCUGUCUUUAAAGAAAAUGUUGUAGAAAAUUCUUAAUUUGAAGCUAUUUAUUACUUCUGUUUUCAACACUUUCUGCUGCCAGUGUGUGACUCACUUCUACCAUAAAACUUUCUGCAUAACAUUUUUGUUUGUUCAUAUAGUAUAUGAUCUGCUUAG
Messenger RNA from Ficedula albicollis (Collared flycatcher), 3191 nucleotides. It is a transcript of the gene MLLT3, whose product is annotated as myeloid/lymphoid or mixed-lineage leukemia; translocated to, 3. Bases 1 to 2160 code for a protein of 719 amino acids. NCBI's taxonomy places the organism in Eukaryota, Metazoa, Chordata, Aves, Passeriformes, Muscicapidae. Gene Ontology annotation, cellular component: super elongation complex. The record is from RefSeq and is a predicted model, not a curated record. Gene Ontology annotation, biological process: regulation of DNA-templated transcription. The transcript has 12 exons.